Felis catus (domestic cat) is the source of this 2583-nucleotide messenger RNA. RefSeq names its product interleukin 17F (gene IL17F). Bases 1709 to 2182 code for a protein of 157 amino acids. Gene Ontology annotation, cellular component: extracellular region. Gene Ontology annotation, biological process: inflammatory response. Gene Ontology annotation, molecular function: cytokine activity. NCBI's taxonomy places the organism in Eukaryota, Metazoa, Chordata, Mammalia, Carnivora, Felidae. The transcript is spliced from 5 exons. The record is from RefSeq and is a predicted model, not a curated record.
GACCUGAGCUGAGUCAGAUGCUCAACCGACUGAGCCACCCAGGCAGCCCUAAACUUCAAAUUUUUUUUAAACUAAAACCACUGAAAUAUAUUUUUUUCUUAUUAUAAAAACAAUCUUUUCAUUAGAGAAAUACUAGAAAAUAACCAUAAGAAGUAAAUAGGAGCACUUGUAAUCUAGUCACCCAGAGAAAAUAUACCUUGGGGUUUUUCUUUUUCCCAGAUAAAUGUAUAUAUACCUAUAUAGUUGAGCUUUUGUUUAAUUCUUUAUGAUUAUAAAUAAUGCCUUGUUGCCAAAUUUGUGUGUACCUACUUAUUUAUUUCCUUAGGAUGAUUUCCUAGAAGUGUCCUUGCUGGAUCAAAAAUAUAAACAUUAUUAAAGUUUUAGAUAUGUUUCACCAAAUUGCCAAUUUAUAUCCCCACAUGUGUGUGAGGGAUGCCCUUUGUCCUACAUCCUUGCUGACACUGGAUAUCAUCAUCACCCCCACCGGUACCUUUUUUAAAUUGACAAAUUUACUGUAGUUAGGACUUGAAAUUAAUUUUUAAGAUUGCAUACUGUGUACUUCCCACAUAAUACCGUUAGUAGUACUUGUAGUUCAGACUUAUGGAGGUGGUUUAAAAUUUCUAUCACUAUAAAUAGCAAGUGCAGAGAAAGCAACUUCCCAUCAGUACAUAAUCUUUGAGAACUAGGAAUGAAAAAUUGGUAGAGCAAGGCAUCUUAAGAGCUGUCACUGAAACCAUUUGACUUGGCUCUUGUUUCCAUUUAACUUGUUCACACACAGAUAAAUGUGUGUAAGACAAUGUGUAAAGGCUAAGAAGGACUCAGAAUUAACAAACAAAACAAAAAACAAAAGAAACAAAGACUGGUUUUAUUUCUCCUCUUCUUCAGAGAACAGGCAGAGUCACUGUGACAGGCAGAGUCACAGAGUCAAGUGUCCUGACUCCGGUCCGGACAUCACUUAGAAGAUGUUGUUCACUCUUCCAAGUCUCAUCCUCUGACAACUGUCUCCUUUCCACCAGGCCCUGGGCAUCUUUGUGUCAAAUUUUCUCCAGCCUUGCAUGUGCAUUCCUUCUCUGGGCUUGGGGUCAGAAGCCGUGGUUUGAAUUCCAAACUCUGUUAUUUGAUAGCUGUGUGGCUUUGGACAGUUGCCAUGCACUCUUUAAGUCUCAAUUUCUUGUGAAACGAAAAGACUGAUCAUCUUUUCCUCGUGCGAUUGUUGUGAGAGUCCAAUAAAAUCAAGUAUGUGAAAGUGCUUUGUGAGCUGUAUGGCUUUACCUACAAUGUAAGGCUAUUAAUGUAACCGUUUCCUUCCUUGGCAGCUCUUUGUUAAAGAGAAAAAUGGCCCUGGAGGAGUUGGAGAGACAGGCCCCUUUAUUUGAAGAUGGAUACUGGAGGGAGUUGGGAGGCCUCAGACCAGCCUGGGCUCCUCCAUUGGAGGUGGUCUGUAGGAAAGCCAUCCAACCUCCAUCAUCAGCUAAGGAGGUUGGAUCAGAUUACCUCUAAAGAGGUAAAGAGCUCCUGAAAUCUAUGAUGGAGGCUGACAGCAAAAGGAUCCCAAAGUUUGAAAAGAUGUUGAUGGAGGUCCAGUCCAAAGAGCCACCUAAUAUAUGAUUGCCCAUUGGAAUGUCACUACCUGAUGUUCGCUAGCGUCUUGGUGUGACCUUCUGAGAGCUGGUGAAGAAGUCUUCUAGGUAUUGAGGUAUCACUCUGAAUGGAGAAGAGACCACCAAAGAAAGUUAAGUCCCUGCUGCUGUUGAUGUUGGGGCUCACCCUCCUGAGGGAGGUGACAGCCCGGAAAAACCCUAAAGCAGGGGAUACAGCCCUGUGCCCUCCCCUGGAGGAUAACAGCGUGAGGGUCGACAUUCGCAUCCUCAGGCAAAACCAGGGGGGUAUUUCCAUCUCAAAUGAUUUCCAGAACCGCUCCAGUUCCCCCUGGGAUUACAACGUCACCCGGGACCCCAACCGGUUCCCCUCGGAGAUCGUGGAGGCCCAGUGCAGGCACUCGGGCUGCAUCAACGCCGAGGGGCAGGAAGACAGCUCCAUGAAUUCCGUUCCCAUCCAGCAGGAAUUCCUGGUCCUGCGGAGGGAGCCCCAGGGCUGCUCUCGCACCUUCCGGCUGGAGAAGGUGCGGGUGACUGUGGGCUGUACCUGUGUCACCCCCAUCGUCCGCUACGUGCGCGCGUGAACGGCCGCUUGGCUGAAGACGCUGGAAAAUGCCAUUCCUUACCCAGCGCUCUUCAGCCAGUCCUGUGCGGUCCCAAUUUUCUCCACUUCAUAGGCCUCUUGAUAAGACCUGUGCGGAAUUCUCAAAGCUCUGUAGUAGUUAUAGUGUUAAGUUUCUGGGGCGCCUCCAAGUCAUAGCAUAGUCCUGAGCGGUUCCACUGCCCCAGCCCCCUGAAAAUGGCCGGAGGAGAAUGAAGGCGCCCUUGGCCUGCUCUGUUUACGUGCAGCGAUGACCACUUCCUAGCCACAUCAACACUGUGAUAUGGUGCCACUCCCCGAGAAUUCUGUUGGCAAAUUGGGGCUCUGUGCCAUGUGGAUGAAAAUGUAAAAAAUACAACCACAAUGUAAGAGUGUGUGGGAGGG